This is a messenger RNA of Pieris napi, 1907 nucleotides long. Its product is annotated as CAP-Gly domain-containing linker protein 1-like. The record is from RefSeq and is a predicted model, not a curated record. The transcript is spliced from 11 exons. NCBI's taxonomy places the organism in Eukaryota, Metazoa, Arthropoda, Insecta, Lepidoptera, Pieridae. The coding region runs from base 99 to 1607 and encodes 502 amino acids.
ACAAACAUACCCGCGAAAUGUAAACCAUAACCUAUUUUCAAGAUAUUUUGUAAUCAUUUUUGUUACAUAUAUAAUUUUAUUAUGAGAAUUAGAUUAAUAUGGAGAGUGUUUCCAUCGAAAACUUACAAUCUGAGCUGGAUUUCUAUAGGCAAAACCAGGCUGCCGUAGAGCAAGAGAUAAGAACAUUAAUAGCUGACAAUCAGAAGCUAUCGCAGCAGGUUGGUACACUGCUGAAGGAGAAGUUACAGUAUGCGCAAGAGAGCUACGAUAACAAACAAAGCCAUGAGUUAGAAGAUUUGAGCAGACAAGUUGCUUUUCUUACAAAGGAAAGAGAUUCUCUUCACGUCCUCUGGCAGACAUCUCAAAAGACAAUAGAAGCGUUGGAUACUGAACUAAAGACUUACCAACACUACGACAACAGAGUUGGGAAACUGAAUUUCAAAGAUGAAAAUCGGGAAUUAGAAUUAAAAUUAGAAACUGCUUUAUCCGAUUACGUUGAAUUAGAAACAAAUUAUAAGAAAAUAUCUGCAGAGUGCAAUAAUUAUGAAUCGGAAAUAAAACAUAAGGAAAGAGAACUUCUAGGUUUUAAAGAGAAAUGUAAAGAUUUUGAGAUUAAAGCAGAAGAAACAAAAAGAGCACUAGAAGAAUAUAAAAUUAAUUUAAUGGCAGAGAAGAAAACUAAUGAAGAUAUAAAGAAUCAACUAGCGAUGUGUCAAAGAGAUGCAAUUGAUAGAGUGAAGAAGGAAGCAGAAGCGAAAGCAAAGGUGGCAGAAGCACUUCAGUUGUUUGACCUUGUAACUGUUCAGAAAAAUGAAGCAUUGAAAAGCAUAUAUGAAAUGACACAGGAAGUGACAAAAUUAAAACUUGCCCUAGCGUCAGUAAAGCGUGAGACAGAAGAGAGUUUCAAAUCAGAACUUGAUGAUGUGAAAGAAAAGUACAACGAGAAAGUAACCGAUAUGCUUGAACACGUCAGGAAUUUGGAUUCAGAGCUCGUCGAAAAGGGACUUUUAUUGAACAAAGCUUUACGGGAAAUCAAAAUUCUACAAACGACUAAUGAGAACAUGAUAAAGCAACAAAGUGAGAAUUCCAAAUUCGUAGAUCCGAAGCUGGCGAUCGCUGAACAAAAACUUGAAACCAUGUUUCAGGAACUGUUAUGUUCAGAGCGGCGUAAUAUGCAACUUGUAUGCGAAAAGCAGACGUUAGCUUUGGACAUACAAAGAAUUCAGGAUACAUUUGCAAGAGAAACGAAACGGAGGGACUGGGAAGAGAAGUUAUUGAAAACUCAGUGCGAGGAAUUAAAAAUUCAAGUGGAGCAUCUCCAAAAAUCCCUAAACGAGACACAUGGAAUGAUAAAUAAACUCCAAAAUAUGAUGUCAUCAAGGACACAGCUAAGCCUAAAAAUGGUAUCAACUAAAGAAGAAGAACUAUUGGAAUUAAAUAAACAUUUAGAAAAUCAAAUGGAACUGAACAAGAAAUGGAAGGAAUCAUAUCUAGAUAUGACUGAUAAAUUAAAGAAGAAACUUGAAGCAUUGUACAAGGAGAACAAAGAAUUAAGGAUACAACUAAAUCUACCUCAUAGCAGUUCAACUGAUAGCAUUAACAGUUAAAACUAACAAUUAUUAAUCAUUGUGCAGUGUCCAUUCCUAAUUGUUAUCUAUAAGGUUUUCUGCUGGGAAUAACCACCAGAGUUAAAUAACACUGUGUAAAAGUUAAAUAAAUAAAAAGUCUUUAAUGUGAGCCAGUACAGUAAGCCACUGGAAUAAUUUUUAUUAAAAUUUUCUUUGUAGUUGAGUGCUUGAAUAAAGGCAAGAUAUGAUAGCUAUAAUUGUAAAGUAUACAUUAAUCUGUACAAAUAAAACACUAUAUUAUAAUACUAAAGUGCAAUAAUAAAAUUUAACCAGAUGUAA